AUGUUCUCCGGACCUCUGAAAGCCAAACGCGAGGAGGAGAAAUUGUCCUACCUAUUACUAUGGCCAGGCGAAAAAGGAAGGGAUAUUCACUCCACGUGGGGUGACAUAUCUGAAGAAGAUUCAAAGAAACUGGACACGUAUUACACCAGAUUUCAAGCUCACGUACAGCCAAAGCUGAAUCCCAUAUUUGCGAGAUACAAAUUCUACAACGAAAUACAGGGCGGCGAUUCAAUCGACGCAUUCGUCACUCGACUACGGUUGACAGCAAGAGACUGCAACUUUCGCGACACGGACAACAUGAUUCGCGACCGUAUUGUGUUUGGCACGAAUUCAUCGAAGAUUCGUGAAAAGCUUAUAAACAUCGAAGCAGAAGUAACUCUCGACACAGCAAUUCAGAUUGCACAGUCUUUAGAGUACUCACAGAAGCAGCUUCGGACCAUGACUGAACAGGACGUUCAUCGUAUCCAUACAAGGAGAGCGGGAAGUAACGUGCAACCGCAGCGGCAACAGCUACAGCCAGAUAGGCGUUCAGGACCAAACAUCGCAAGGGUGAAGACGCGGGAACAUUUCAAACAAUCGUGUGACUUUUGUGGAAGAAAACAUCCAAAGACUGCGAAAUGCCCAGCGAAGGGAGUGACAUGUCACUAA
Messenger RNA from Dreissena polymorpha, 648 nucleotides. RefSeq lists its product as uncharacterized. The transcript has a single exon. The coding region runs from base 1 to 648 and encodes 215 amino acids. The record is from RefSeq and is a predicted model, not a curated record. NCBI's taxonomy places the organism in Eukaryota, Metazoa, Mollusca, Bivalvia, Myida, Dreissenidae.